Propithecus coquereli (Coquerel's sifaka) is the source of this 813-nucleotide messenger RNA. RefSeq names its product homeobox D12 (gene HOXD12). The record is from RefSeq and is a predicted model, not a curated record. The coding region runs from base 1 to 813 and encodes 270 amino acids. NCBI's taxonomy places the organism in Eukaryota, Metazoa, Chordata, Mammalia, Primates, Indriidae. Gene Ontology annotation, biological process: regulation of DNA-templated transcription. Gene Ontology annotation, molecular function: DNA-binding transcription factor activity, RNA polymerase II-specific; sequence-specific double-stranded DNA binding. The transcript has 2 exons.
AUGUGUGAGCGCAGUCUCUACAGAGCGGGCUAUGUGGGCUCGCUUCUAAAUCUGCAGUCGCCCGACUCUUUCUACUUCUCCAACCUACGGCCGAAUGGCGGCCAGUUGGCUGCGCUCCCCCCCAUCUCAUACCCACGCGGCGCGCUGCCCUGGGCCGCCACGCCCGCCUCGUGCGCCCCCGCACAGUCUGCGGGCGCCACUGCCUUCGGUGGCUUCUCACAGCCUUACCUGGCCGGCUCCGGGCCUCUCGGCCUGCAGCCCCCGGCAACCAAGGACGGACCUGAGGAGCAGGCCAAGUUCUUUACUCCCGAAGCGGCCUCCGGGCCCGAGGAGCGCAGCCGUACCCGGCCACCUUUCGCCCCCGAGUCUAGCCUGGGCCCUGCAGUGGCUGCUCUCAAAGCGGCCAAGUACGACUACGCGGGUGUGGGCCGUGCCGCGCCGGGCUCCGCGACCCUGCUCCAGGGGGCCCCCUGCGCCGCCAGCUUCAAGGACGACACCAAGGGCCCGCUCAACUUGAACAUGACAGUGCAGGCAGCGGGCGUUGCCUCUUGCCUGCGACCUUCACUGCCCGACGGCCUGCCGUGGGGGGCGGCCCCGGGGAGGGCCCGCAAGAAGCGGAAACCCUACACGAAGCAGCAGAUUGCGGAGUUGGAGAACGAAUUCCUGGUCAACGAAUUCAUCAACCGGCAGAAGCGCAAGGAAUUGUCCAACAGGCUGAACCUCAGCGAUCAGCAGGUUAAAAUAUGGUUCCAGAACCGGCGCAUGAAGAAGAAGCGUGUGGUGCUUCGGGAGCAGGCGCUGGCGCUCUAUUAG